Messenger RNA from Pyricularia grisea, 204 nucleotides. RefSeq lists its product as uncharacterized. The transcript has a single exon. Lineage: Eukaryota; Fungi; Ascomycota; Sordariomycetes; Magnaporthales; Pyriculariaceae. The record is from RefSeq and is a predicted model, not a curated record. The coding region runs from base 1 to 204 and encodes 67 amino acids.
AUGCCGCUUUAUUGCGAAGCUAUAAAAAGAUUGUGCAAAUUCUGGUCGAUAAGGGUGCGGACGUUAAUACUCAGGGCGGCGAAUAUGGCAACGCUGUUUAUGCCAUUUUAUGACAAUGUUAUAAUAAGAUCGUUUAAAUGCUCGUUUAUAAUGGCGCCUUUUAUGGUAAAUAGGGGGGAUGGAAAAAGGCUUUAUUUAAAGUAA